AUGGCGCCGAAAACGUCCAAUGGACGGCCUCCGAUCCCGAAUCCAUAUGGCGUCGACUACUCUCCCACGGACCGCGCAACCUGCAAGGUUUGCCUCGGCCGAAUCGGCGAGGGGGCGAUUCGCUUCCUCCGCAAAGUGUGGAGCCCGUGGCACGACGGCUUUGACGUUCAGAAGAUUCAUCUGCGAUGUAGCUCAAACUAUGAACCGACUCUCGCAGACCUCAAAGGCUGGCAAGCGCUGCGGUGGGAUGACGUGCUCAAGGUCGCCGCGAAAUUUGGAGGGAGAGUCAAGGAGAACCAUUCGUUGGUGCAAGAGUACAAGCGCCGCUCCGAGGGUGUCUGGGCGUUCGUAGACAUGUUGAAGGACCUUCCCAAGAAGCAGCUGCUCGCCAUCUUGGACGCGAACGAGAUUUUCUACAACGAAAAAAAGAUCUCGACGCUCGAGGCCGCUCAGAUCAUCGCGGACGGAGCUCUCUUCGGCCUCUUGCCGCGUUGUCCGCUGUGCAGCACUCGCGCACUUCUUCAGGAGGGCCCCGAGAUCCGUUGCCGUGGCUACAUGCCCAACUCGGCGAUGCGUUGCUCGUUCCGCUUCGGCCUCGCAGACCUUGUGAAUCCCGAGAAGAAGCCGGACAACAGCGUAACGGGCGUGCAGGAGUCCGACCUGACGCGUACGGAGUUGUUCACGCUCCCCCCCGAGGCGCAGCGCGUGCCUGUGCUCCGCCAGUGGAGGCCGCCGAAAGACAUUCCUGGCGCACUCAAGCUCGGCAACCCCAUCGGGCAGCCUCCUAAGAAAGGCCAGGUGAAGUACGACAGCGAAGGCGAAGACGACAAGGAGAUUCCGAAGAGGAAGGAGUUGACUGGCCUCAAAUUUGCGUGCAUCGGAACAACACAUCCUCCACGGCCCGCGCUGGCGAAGUUGAUCGUCUCGCAUGGCGGCGUUUUCAGCGAAGGACUGGAGAGCGAUACUGACAUUCUCCUCGUGAGCGACGACUCCUGGGCUAUCGCCAAAGACUCGCAGCGCUACCGAGAUGCGCAGCUCGCAGGCGUGGCGAUCAUGCGGUGCAGCUUCGUGACCGCGCUGGUCUCACGGAAGAGCGUCAAACCCAAGCUGAGUUUCGCCGAUGUGAAGAAGGCGCUGCGGAAGACGGAGGACUUUGCUCAGGUUUCCGAGUCUCUGCCGAAACGGAAGUUCGCCGCGUACUAUUUGGUUGAAGGCGAGCUGAUGCGCCCGUUCCCGCGUGUCGCGGAAGCCCUCCAGAAGCUCGAGGCGGCUCAGGCGCUCUCCACCGCCAAGGCGAGCGUCAUGCGGCCAACAAUUAAAGCCGGAUCGGCUCUGUUGCGCGUCGAUCCCCUGUUCAGCCGCAAGGGCGGCAAGAUCUACGUCGACAAGUUCCGCAACGCGUACAACGUCUCCACGCAGUUCACCGAUAUCUCUACAGGUGUCAACAAAUACUACAACCUCCAGCUCAUUCAGACCAACUCCACGUAUCACCUCUUCACCCGGUGGGGUCGCCUCGGUGCAGACGACAAAGUCACCAACGACUACCGCCAAUACAGCCAUGGGUCCAGUCUCAAAAGCGCCAUAAGCGCCUUUGAAUCGAAGUUCUUCGGUCUGACGGGUUUCUCCUUCGCGGAUAGAUUCGACACGCCUCAGCAGCCUGGGAGAUACGCUGUGGUCGAGCUGGAAGGCUAUGCUCACGACGAGCCCGAGCAGGGCGCGCAGAAGCCCGGCGAAAGGGAGACGAAAGUUAAGACCGAAGUCGCGCAUGCCGAGGCGGGAAAAAGAGUGAAGGAGGACACCAGCGACGGCGAGCGCAAGAAAAAGAAGACGAAAACCGAGGAAGGCGCGAGCAAUAUCAAAGUGGAGACGGAGAGCACUCUCGCGCCCGCGGUGCAGCAGUUCAUUAAACUCAUCUUCGAUCGCGACAUGGCCGCGAGAGCUCUGACUGAGCAGCACCUGAACUUGCAGAGAAUGCCUAUCGAGAGUAUCUCGAAGCGACAGCUGAGCGAAGGAUACGCAGUCCUCCAGGAACUCCAAGCUCUCCUUCAAGAGUCUGGCGAGCAGCGAGCGACGCAGCGCGUGGCCGUCAAGCUCGCCGACGCCACCAACCGGUUCUACAAUAAAAUUCCGCACGUUUUCGCCCGCAACGCCGUCCCGCCAGUGAUCGACUCCCUGGCCAAGCUGCGGACCAAGGUGGAGGUGAUGGAGCAGCUCCUCGACGUCUCGGUGGCGAACUCGCUGCUGGAUGGUGCGAUGAAGAACGCCAAGGACAAACACCCGGUCGAUGCGCAGUACGAGCAGCUUAAGUGCCAGCUCGAGCCUGUUGAGCGCGCGAGCGAAGAGUGGAAGCUGGUUGAGACGAUGCUCCAGCGCACGCAUGCGCCCACACACAACACGUGGACGCUGGUGCUCGAGCAGCUCUUCAAGUGCGAGCGCAAGAACGAAAAGGAAAGGUUCAACAAAUCUGUCGACAACCGCAUGCUCCUGUGGCACGGGUCCAGAUUGACGAACUGGGCGAGCAUUUUGUCUCAAGGUCUGAAGGUCGCGCCUCCGGAGGCGCCUUCGUCGGGCUUCAUGUUUGACAAGGGUGUUUACUUUGCAGACUUGGCUAGCAAGUCGUCGCAGUACUGUUUUGCGACGUCAAAGAAUCCGGAGGGCAUUUUGCUGCUAUGCGAAGUCGGGCUCGGCAAACCGUAUGUCCGGCUCGAAGCGGACUCCGAGGCCGCGAAGCGCUGCGAAGAAAAAGGCUGCCAUAGCUUGUGGGCAGUUGGAAAAUCCGCGCCAGACGCUAAGGAUGACAUCACGGUCGAUUCUGCAAUCGAUGACUCGAAGGUCAAGGCGCGCACGGGUCGCUGCUCGUCGAACAAGAAGGCUGUCGAUGAAGCGAAGAAGGACGCGUCUGCAGGGGCUGACACUGCGUUGCUCUACAACGAAUACGUCGUUUACAACCCGAAUCAAAUUUUCAUGCGCUACGUGCUGCGCGUGAAAUUCGAAUUCGCUUCGUUUGACCUCGACGACGAACUCUAG
Molecule: messenger RNA, 3027 nt
Organism: Besnoitia besnoiti
Lineage: Eukaryota; Apicomplexa; Conoidasida; Eucoccidiorida; Sarcocystidae
Product: poly(ADP-ribose) polymerase catalytic domain-containing protein
Exons: 29
Coding region: 1-3027 (1008 amino acids)
Molecular function (GO): zinc ion binding; DNA binding; NAD+ poly-ADP-ribosyltransferase activity
Source: RefSeq, a predicted model, not a curated record